This is a messenger RNA of Schistosoma mattheei, 556 nucleotides long. Lineage: Eukaryota; Metazoa; Platyhelminthes; Trematoda; Strigeidida; Schistosomatidae. The record is from the annotation of a GenBank genome assembly.
AUGACCUCUAAAAUUAUUGAUAUGGAUAACAACGGCUUAAACUUUUAUAACUCUAACCCAGACAUUAAUGACUACCGAAAUACUGGUGUUGGUUUUCUGGUAAAUGACCAAUCUAUGAUAACUGCCACCGAUUUUGAAGAGGUAGAUGGCAGAAUAGCUACCAUUAAAAUACACAGUAAAGCUACCAAGCAGACUAUUAACCUUAUCGGUUGCUACGCCCCAACCGAGUCUUCUAAUGAUGAAGUUAGUAAAGAAAAAUUCUAUCUUAAGCUAAAAGACACAAUUAAAAAGCUUAAACUAAAUAAACUUCCUAUACUCAUCCUGGGAGACUAUAAUUGCAGGCUAAGCCAGGACCUUCAUACUUAUUACCCUAACAUUAUAGGGAAAGCUAUUAAACUUGAAACUGAAACAUCAGAAAAUGGCAUGAAACUAAUAAACUUAUGUAAAACUUUAAACCUGCGAGUAAUGAACUCGUUCACCACUAAACCAGAACACAGGACCCAUACCUGGGUACAUCCGAAGACCCAAAUGGGACAUGUCAUAGAUCUAGUAAUAA